AUGUGGCCAGCAAUUGUUCUGGAUGAAUCUCCCGUUGGUGUCCAUAAAGGUCUAAACAAAAUUUCAGUUGAAAAAUCAGUUAAGGUGCAAUUUUUUGGCACCCAUGAUUUUGCAAGGGUUAAAACGACACAAGUUAUCUCAUUUCUUAGAGGACUGCUUUCUUCUUUCCACCUGAAGUGCAAGAAAUCAAAUUUUGUUCAAAGCUUAGAGGAAGCAAAAAUGUGA
This is a messenger RNA of Ilex paraguariensis (yerba mate), 225 nucleotides long. Lineage: Eukaryota; Viridiplantae; Streptophyta; Magnoliopsida; Aquifoliales; Aquifoliaceae. The record is from the annotation of a GenBank genome assembly.